Messenger RNA from Oncorhynchus nerka (sockeye salmon), 5512 nucleotides. RefSeq names its product ring finger protein 40 (gene rnf40). The transcript is spliced from 20 exons. Lineage: Eukaryota; Metazoa; Chordata; Actinopteri; Salmoniformes; Salmonidae. The coding region runs from base 153 to 3071 and encodes 972 amino acids. Gene Ontology annotation, cellular component: HULC complex; nucleus. The record is from RefSeq and is a predicted model, not a curated record. Gene Ontology annotation, molecular function: ubiquitin protein ligase activity; metal ion binding.
AAUGUUUUACAAAUUAUAUUUUUUGCUGGUGAAGGUUUGUGAUAGUUGGUAGUGAUCUUUAAAUAAACACGUGUGAUUGCAUUUAGUAAACAUCAAAGUGAUUCGAGUGCAUAGGCCGUAUAACUCUAAUCUGCUUGCCGGAAGCAGCAACCAUGUCUGGCACCGGGGGAGGGAAGCGAGCCUCAGGUGGGGACAGCUCCCCUGGUCCACCUGAGAAGAAGUGUAAAAAAGAGGAAAAGACCACCACCACUCUCAUUGAGCCCAUACGCAUUGGGGGAGUGUCCUCUACGGAGGAGAUGGACAUGAAGGUGAUCCAGUUUAAGAACAAAAAGCUGAGUGAGCGUCUGGAGCAGAGGCAGACCAUGGAGGAUGAGCUGCGGGAGAAGAUCGAGAAGCUGGAAAAGCGACAAGCUACUGACGAUACCACACUGCUCAUUGUGAAUCGCUACUGGUCCCAGUUGGAAGAAAAUGUUCACGUCCUGCGCCAACGCAUUGACCCCACGGUGGUCCCGGCACCCCCCGCUACUCCUGUUUCUACCCCUACCCCGAUGGACGCGGAUGGCAUGAUGAUCCCACCACCCCCUCCCUCAGCCCCACUCCCAGUGCCAGAACCCGAGGAGAAACGGCCUCCACCACCCGACGGUAUGGAGAUAGCCCGUGAACCACAGCAGGAUUCGACAACCGCCCCGCCGCCCACUACUACCAUCAGUGAGAGUACCAAAGUCUUCCUCUCCACUUUGGACAACAGCAGUGAGGAGGAGCUCAGCCUGCAGCUGCGGGACAGGAUGCAGUUCAGCAAGGAGGCCGCUGCCUGCAUGGUCUGCGUCUUCGACAGGCUGCACAGCCGCAUCGACGGCCUAUGCACCCAGAUCCUGUCCUCAGCGUGUGACGAUGACAGCCAGGAAGAGAUGCUCCGUCUGAAUCGUACUCUGCUAGAGGAGAAUGGCAGACUGCAAGACCUGGCCUCCUCCCUGCAGGGCAGACACCACAAGAUGUCUAUGGAGUACAACGAGCUUGUGGAUAAGGUGACAAGCUCGGAGACCAAGGUGUCUGAGAUGGAGACUGCUGUGGAGGAUCUACAGUGGGACAUCGAGAAGCUCCGUAAGAGGGAACAGAAGCUCAACAAGCAUCUGGCUGAGGCAUUGGAGCAGUUGACCUCGGGCUACUACACCACUGGCAGCUCAGGGGGGCUACCCGGUGGCCAGAUCACCCUCAAUAUACAGAAGUUUGAGAGCCUGAAUGCAGAGUUGGAGCAGAACCAGGAGCUGGCCAACAACCGCAUGGCAGACCUGGAGAAACUACAGCAGGAGCUCCAGGAGGCUGUCAGGGAGAGCGAGAAACUCAAGUUGGACCUGAAAAAUAUUCCAGAGGAUGUGGUGAAAGAGACCGCGGACUACAAGUGCCUGCAGUCCCAAUUCUCCCUGCUCUACAACGAGUCUUUGGGGGUGAAGACCCAGCUGGAUGAGGCCCGGGCCCUGCUCCUCACCGCAAAGAACGCCCACCUCCGACAGAUAGAGCACAUGGAGAGUGACGAGCUGUCCCUACAGAAGAAGCUCCGCACAGAGGUCAUCCAGCUGGAAGACACGCUGGCCCAGGUGCGCAAGGAGUAUGAGAUGCUGCGCAUCGAGUUUGAGCAGAACCUGGCGGCCAACGAGCAAGCAGGCCCAAUCAACAGAGAGAUGCGCCACCUCAUCAGCAGCCUCCAGAACCACAACCACCAGCUGAAAGGUGACGUGCAGCGUUACAAGCGGAAGCUCCGAGAAACACAGAUGGAGAUCAACAAGUUGCGGUGUCAGAGUGGUGACACCGGGCUUCUGUCGUUGGAGGAGCCGGUGAGCGACAGCCUGGAGGUGAAGAAAGAGGAGGAUGAAGACCAAGAGGAGGAGGAGGAGAGGAGGAGGGAGCUGGAGAGACAGCGGGCCCGGGAGAGAGAGAGGGAGACUGAGAGGGAACGAGAGAGGGAGCGAGAAAGAGAGCGACAGCGCAGCGAGGAGUUGAAGAGGAAAGAUUCGGACACCCUGAAGAUGCUGAGGGCGGAACUUAAGAAAGCCCAGGAGUCUCAGAAGGAGAUGAAACUACUUUUGGACAUGUACAAAUCAGCUCCCAAAGAGCAGAGGGACAAAGUGCAGCUUAUGGCAGCAGAGCGCAAGUCUAAAGCCGAGGUGGAUGAGUUGCGGGUGCGUGUUCGAGAGCUGGAGGAGAGGGAGAGGAAGGAGAGCAAGAAGCUGGCUGAUGAGGACGCUCUCAGGAAGAUCCGUGUGGCAGAGGAGACAAUCGACCACCUACAGAAGAAGCUCACGGCCACCAAACAAGAGGAGGAGGCCCUACUGAGUGAGAUGGACGUGACGGGCCAGGCCUUUGAGGACAUGCAGGAGCAGAACAGCCGGCUGAUGCAGCAGCUGAGGGAGAAGGACGACGCCAACUUCAAGCUGAUGUCGGAACGCAUCAAGUCCAACCAGAUCUACAAGCUGCUGAGGGAGGAGAAGGAGGAGCUGGCUGACCAGGUGCUCACCUUCAAGACCCAGGUGGAAGCCCAGUUAUUGGUUGUACAGAAGCUGGAGGAGAAAGAGGGCAUCCUCCAGAGCUCACUGACCAAUCUGGAGAAAGAGUUAGGAGUUCGCAUACAAGCACUAGAACUCAACAAGAGGAAGGCGGUGGAGGCAGCCCAGCUGGCUGAGGACCUUAAGGUGCAGCUGGAUCACACCCAGUCCAAGCUGAGGAAGAUCCAGGUAUCUGUGUCUGAGAACCGCAACGCCAGAGAGCGGGAGUUGGGCAACCUCAAAAGAGCGCAGGAGGACCUGUCCAGGCUACGACGAAAGCUGGAGAAGCAGAAGAAAGUGGAGGUGUACACUGAUGCUGAUGAGAUCCUGCAGGAGGAGAUCAACCAGUACAAGGCGAAGCUGCGUUGUCCGUGCUGCAACACCCGCGACAAGGAGACGGUGCUCACCAAGUGUUUCCACGUUUUCUGCUACGAGUGUCUGAAGACGCGCUACGACACCCGACAAAGGAAGUGCCCCAAGUGCAACUGUGCCUUCGGGGCCAACGACUUCCACCGCAUCUACAUCACCUAACUGCCGAGGAAAAGAAGAGAACAGGGAUAAGGGAGGGGAGGAAGAAAAUGAAAAAAAUGGAUGGAAGUGAGUGUGGUUGGAGAGCUUAGUUUUGUCUUUGCUUUCUCGAAGGACUUUCUUAUAUUGCGUCAUUGCCGGUUGGUGCUAGUGACCAAACAGAUAGUUGUGACUGAGUGAGAGUCUAAAAACCGAAGUGCACAUACCAAGGUAUUCAUACUUCUGGAUACUCUGUUUUUGUUUUUCUGUCACGUCUUUGUUUUUGGAUCAGGUCUUGCCCAUGUGGUAAUUAACUUUUAACUAGGUCUUUGUCGUGGCCCUGUAUGAUUUGUUUACACUACCGUUAAAAGUUGGGGGUCACUUAGAAAUGUCCUUGUUUUUGAAAGGCAAGCUCUUUUUUUUUUGUCCAUUUUUAAAAUAACUUCAAAUUGAUCAGAAAUAGUGUACAUAUUGUUAAUGUUGUAAAUUGCUAUUGUAGCUGGAAACAGCUGAUUUUAAAAAGAAUAAAAAAUGAUUAUGGAAUAUCUACAUAGGCGUACAGAGGCCCAUUACCAGCAACCCUCACUCCUGUGUUCCAAUGGCACGUUGUGUUAGUUAAUCCAAGUGUAUCAUUUUUAAAUGCUAAUUGGUCAUUAGAAAACCCUUUUGCAAUUAUGUUAGCACAGCUGAAAACUGUUGUUUUGCUUAAAGAAGCAAUAAAACUGGCCUUUAGACUAGUUGAGUAUCUGGAGCAUCAGCAUUUGUGGGUUCGAUUACAGGCUCAAACUGGCCAGAAACAAUUACCUUUCUUCUGAAACUCGUCAGUCUAUUCUUGUUCUGAGAAAUGAAGGCUAUUCCAUGCGAGAAAUUGCCAAGAAACUGAAGAUCUCGUACAACGCUGUGUACUACUCCCAUCACAGAACAUUGCAAACUGGCUCUAACCAGAAUAGAAAUGGGAGUGUGAGUCCCCGGUGCACAACUGAGCAAGAGGACAAAUACAUUAGUGUCUAGUUUGAGAAACAGAUGCCUCACAAGUCCUCAACUGGCAGCUUCAUUAAAUAGUACCCGCAAAACACCAGUCUCUAUGUCAACAGUGACAAGGCGACUCCGGAAUGCUGGCCUUCUAGGCAGAGUUGCAAAGAAAAAGCCAUAUCUCAGACUGGCCAAUAAAAAUAAAAUAUUAAGAUGGCAAAAGAACACAGACACUGGACAGAGAAACUGCCUAGAAGGUCAGCAUCCCGGAGUCGCCUCUUCACUGUUGAUGUUGAGACUGAUGUUUUGCUGGUACUAUUUAAAGAAGCUGCCAUUUGAGGACUUGUGAGGCGUCUGUUUCUCAAACUAGACACUAAUGCGUCCAGCUACAAUAGUCAUUUACAACAUUAACAAUGUCUUUACUGUAUUUCUGAGCAAUUUGAUGUUAUUUGAAUGGACAAAAAAUGUGAUUUUCCUUUUAAAAAAUCAAGUACAUUUCAAAGUGACCCCAAACUUUUGAACGGUAGUGUACAUGGACUUCCCCAGAAUCGUCCUUGACAAACACCUGUAUGUGCUUGUUUCCAGUAUUCUAAGAAAAGACCACUCUGAAGAACUGAGAUUCAAUCUCUAGUUGAGUUGUGUACAAAUGCGACUCAAUUCAGUAAAAAUGGACUUUCUUUCAUUAUCGUAACGAUCACGUUAUGUUCCUGUGCAGAGAUUUCACCAGAUAAUACUGCAGCGCUUUGACAUGAACAUUUGUUUUGCCACUUGUCCUUCAGACAAGUAGGACAGAUUUGUUUUUUUUGGUCAGAAAGCUCAAGUCACCAAAGAGUGAUACUUAAAAUUGUCGUAUGAUUCAAGGAACCACUUUACAAUAUAAAAAUGACCAUUGUUGCUACCGUAUAGAGAAUCAGACAAAUGUAGGCUACCCUCUGCAUUAUGGGCUUCUUUGCAUAUUCAAGCCUGUCUCAAAAUAGAACACUGCCCCUUUUAGAUGCACCUGGAGGAUGAUUGGCAACCCUUAAAUAGCCCUCAAAAAUAUUGCACAGUUACAAUUCCAACCGAAUACUUUUUGUCUUUAAUAAAUAAUUGACUCAUUUAAUGAAUUGGGAAUCAAAUGGCUACAGUAGGUUUCUUAAAAGAACGGUAACUAACAAAGACAUGUUUAUAACAUUGUAAGGCUGAAAUAUUCAGGUUUCAGUGGAGGUUUAUUGACCGCACUGUUCAACCAAUCCAAUAAAUGUGGAGGAAGAGUUACGAUGGAAUGUCACCUUGUUAACGUCCAAAAGCGCAAGUCACUUCCCAGGCUCUUUCCAUUUCACCUGAAACCCGAACAUCCGGCGGAGGCUACUAUGAAGCUAUUCUAAGAUUUUAACGUCAGAAUGACAUUGCCAAUGUUGAAUAGAGGGGGUAUACCAGCUUUCCAAUGGUGUUAGAUGUAUUCCUCAACUUCCAAUAAUAAAUACAUUUCAGAUAUGCUAUCCCCAAAAUAA